Molecule: messenger RNA, 609 nt
Organism: Exophiala bonariae
Lineage: Eukaryota; Fungi; Ascomycota; Eurotiomycetes; Chaetothyriales; Herpotrichiellaceae
Exons: 1
Coding region: 1-609 (202 amino acids)
Biological process (GO): ribosome disassembly; mitochondrial translational initiation
Cellular component (GO): mitochondrion
Molecular function (GO): translation initiation factor activity; ribosome binding
Source: RefSeq, a predicted model, not a curated record
AUGAUCAGGCGCAGACAUUUCUCGUCCAGCUCUCCUCUUGGUGUCGGUCGACCAAUGCCCGUGGUUUUCACCAUGGAAGAUAAACUAAAAGAUGAAUAUACGAGCGACGAGGACGUGGACACGGCCAUGGUUCAACUCAAGACCGAUCAAGGCCUAUCUGAACCACAAAGUCUGAGACAGCUCCUGUUCUCUAUCGACCGAUCUACUUCACAUGUCGUCCAGCUCACCAAGGUGGGCGACCGCGAGAUUGCCAUUGUCACCAUCAUGCAACGAAGGGACAUGAUCAAGUCCAUCGUCAAACGAGAAGAGACUGCCAGGAAGGCUGCUCAUGCCGGCAAGGCCAAGAAACCCAAGCAGCUUGAAAUCAACUGGGCCAUUGCACCCAAUGACCUACAGAUGAAAUUGAACCAGAUGGAAUCCUUUCUGACUCAAGGAAAGCGGGUCGAAAUCAUGCUGGCGAGCAAAAGACGCCAGCGAAAAGCCACCGAGGAAGAAGCUACAACUCUCCUCAGAGCCAUCCGAGAUCGCGUAGAGACCGCUGGUGCUCGAGAGUCCAAACCCUUGGAGGGCAAAGUUCUGGGCCAAGCUCUGAUGAUUAUUGAUAAAUGA